This is a messenger RNA of Hibiscus syriacus, 690 nucleotides long. RefSeq names its product cell division cycle protein 27 homolog B-like. The coding region runs from base 34 to 450 and encodes 138 amino acids. The transcript has 4 exons. The record is from RefSeq and is a predicted model, not a curated record. Lineage: Eukaryota; Viridiplantae; Streptophyta; Magnoliopsida; Malvales; Malvaceae. Gene Ontology annotation, molecular function: protein binding.
UCUGGAUUUUUUUCCCACAGGGACACCGCUAGGAUGAAAAGGUCAGUUGAACACUUUAGGAAGGUUUUGUCAAUUGAUCCAUUGUUUUGGGCAGCGUACGAGGAACUUUGUAUGCUAGGCGAGGAUGAAGAAGGCGCUGUUUAUUUUGGUGAUGCAGCUAUUCCUUGUGUUCAAGAGCAUUACCUAGGUAACCCAUCCAGUUGUUUACUAAUUGCUGGUACCGGUCACAACUUGGGUUCUUCUCAAAGAUUUGGGUUCAAAGAUUUGAGUCUGUGUCACUUACAACAAAAGGAAGAGGAAAAAACCAGAGAUAUAUGUCAGAAUAAUCAUGGAGGACCUAUUUUAACAGGAGUUGUUGGGCAAAUAACAAACAACUGUUGCAAUACACCAUCUUUAAGUACUCCUUCCCCUGUUCCCACACAAAUUCGUGGCAGUUUAUUUUACGAUUAAGGACUUCGUAGAAGUGCAAGAUUAGUUGCAGCCCUGAGAAGCUUGAACACCUCAAAAGGAUCUGAAAACAAAGAAAGAAGUUUGCAUGCUUCAACUAAAUUAAACUUUGAGAAUUGCUCUUCAAUAGCUCAUCAAGGGAAAUUGCUGGAAACUUAUGAGGUUGUUGUAUAAGAGUUCAAAGCAACUUCCUCAUUUUAUCUUCAACUGCUAAUGUUAAUUCCAUUCAGCAUGAGAUAGUAA